CAAAUAUAAUGGGUAGAGGAUACAAUAUGGGCUCGGGCCUAUUGGGGUCCUGAGCCCAAAAGAUGAUAUCUGGGUCUCAUAAUCGUAAUCAAGCCGACAGCAAUAAUUCGUUUCCUCUUCUAGAAGACUAGACUACUUGACUUGAGUUGUCAACGCACGAGGGAGGAGAAGAGAGGUAGUGCGCUACAUUAUUUCCUCAUCAUAAAAUAUCUAGUAAAAAAACGUCAUCGUACGGGUCUGAUUCUGUAGUGUGGCUCACAAAAUAUCCGACAAACGAAACUCCUCUACAGACUACAGGAAAGUCACUGGCUUGUUCCUGGCCUCCUGCCACUCUCUUUUGAACUAGAAAUCCCCAAGUCAUGGCAUUUUCGUGAAGAAAUAAAGGCAGCCUGAAUCCGAUUGUAACCCUCUUCUCCUCUCCUCUCUUGGAAGGAAUCAGAGGAGAGAUUCGGACUUUCUUUCUCCUUCCACCAGUGUUAUAGUCUGAAGUCAGGUUGUGGUGUCAAUCAUCAUGUUUCGUCGUUGGAAUAAUACUAAUCAUGCUCAGGAGAAUGAUGAGGUGCAUUCUGAGUCGAAGGUCAAUGAGCUUAAAGCUGCAAUAGAACCACUUUCUGGACGCAUCUUACAGUAUUGUGACGAUGCAUGCUUGAGGAGAUAUUUGGAAGCUCGAAACUGGAAUGUUGACAAAUCAAAGAAAAUGAUUGAAGAGACAAUUAAAUGGAGAUUGGCCUACAAACCUGAGGAAAUCCGCUGGAAUGAAGUUGCAGUUGAAAGUGAGACAGGUAAAAUAUAUAAAGCAAAUUUUCGUGACCGACAUGGAAGAACUGUUCUUAUAUUGAGACCAGGAAUGCAGAACACAAAGUCAAUUGAUAAUCAAAUGCGACAUUUGGUAUAUCUCUUAGAGAAUGCUGUCCUCAGCCUUCCUGAGGGUCAAGAACAGAUGGCAUGGUUGAUCGACUUCACUGGAUGGUCUGUAACCAACAACGUUCCUAUCAAAUCAGCACGAGAGACCAUCAAUAUUUUACAAAACCAUUACCCUGAGAGGCUAGCCAUAGCAUUUCUGUAUAAUCCCCCUCGGAUAUUUGAGGCGUUUUGGAAGAUUGUCAAGUAUUUCAUUGAUGCGAAAACAUUCCAAAAGGUGAAGUUUGUGUAUCCCAAGGAUACCGACAGUGUAGAACUCAUGAGAUCAUAUUUUGACGACGAAAAUCUCGCAACUGAAUUUGGGGGAAAAGCCGCACUGAAGUAUGAGCAUGAAGACUUUUCUAGACAAAUGGCCCAAGAUGAUCUGAAAACUGCUGCCUUCUGGGGACUAGAUGACAAGCUACAAGGCAUUAGUAACGGCCAUAAUGGAGCCGAAGUGGCUCCAGAACCCCAUUUGAACUAAUAAUAAUAUUGCUUCAUUGAUUCUCAGUGCGCCAUAGUGGCAGCCGGAUAUAGUCACGGAUGCCAUGACUUUAAUUUUAGUACCGGAGUUUAGAGCCAGCAUGCAAGUAUUUUCCACUCAUGUUGAUCUCUGUAGUCUAGACUGCAUCUUGCCCUUGUCUUAUGUCCAUCCAUCUCUGAAUGAAUAUGUAAUGACUUCCUUCCAAUUUGGCCUUUCUAUUGUCACUCUUCAUGAUUGGAAUGUGGACUA
Molecule: messenger RNA, 1633 nt
Organism: Tripterygium wilfordii
Lineage: Eukaryota; Viridiplantae; Streptophyta; Magnoliopsida; Celastrales; Celastraceae
Product: phosphatidylinositol transfer protein PDR16-like
Exons: 6
Coding region: 512-1384 (290 amino acids)
Molecular function (GO): phosphatidylinositol transfer activity
Source: RefSeq, a predicted model, not a curated record